AAUGCACAGGACUUGGUGAAGCGUACGUCUUCACGAUGCGACCAAUGCACUCUCUUGACGAUCCGGAGGAACUUAAAUAUGCAGAACUUCACUUCUAUGCCAAGAACUUCCUGGAGAUUGACAGCCAAGAACAUGAAGAGAUCCCCAUCUCAUUCUACUACAUCAAAGCUUCGGAGUGCCACCCAAUCGGCGUCCAGAAUUUGAAAAUCCCGAAGAAUGGUUGGCUGGUGACCAAUGUGACGUCGUUGCUCAAUCACGUCUUGAUCGACGCGACAGAGAGGGUGACGAUAGCUAUGUACAUCGGGGAAGGCGUGGUCAGUCACCAGGCCACGCCCUAUCAAGACGGCUCUCAUGAGAAGCUGGUAAAACCGUUUGUGUUCUUGUAUACGGAGGACGUCUCUGCGGAAAAAGGAAACGCGCAAUCGAAUUGGCAAAGAUUAGCCGAGAAGUUAGCGAGAAAAGAAAUGGAUUCGCUGCUCCCUGAACAAGAAGUGAGGCAACGCAGAAGCGUGGAGGCCAACAACACCAACGAAACAUUCGACGACAACGAUACGCUCUUCAGCAACGAAGUAGUAGACGUCGAGCCGGUCGACAACAACGAGUACCCCCUGCAUCCUGUCGUGAAAACCUUCCCAGCUACGACGCACACGGCCUUCUCAUUUUUCGCAGAGCAGAACAUGAGGCGCAUCAAGUCGAACAGGAGGCGAGCGCGGAAUCAGCGAAAAAAGGAGAAGAGCAAAAACAUGAUGUUGGACGCGGAGGAGAAGUCACGUGCACGGAAGAAGAAGCUGAACAAGCCACGCCCAAAGCAUCUCGACAUCGGGCCGGUGACGGAAGCUACCGAUGUAUGUGACAGGCACUCGAUGAACGUUGACUUCCAGGCCAUUGGAUGGGAUGAUUACGUCAUCGCUCCAGCAAGGUUUCAGGCGUUCUACUGUGCUGGGCAGUGCUCCUUCCCAAUCCAAAAGGAACUUCAUCCGUCAAACCACGCCCUAAUUCAAAGCAUAAUGCACUUGCUGGGGGUCCAAACGGGGGUGCCAACUCCAUGUUGCGUCCCGGACAAGAUGGAACCGUUAAUCCUUCUCUACAUCGAACGGGACUCGACAGUCACGCUAAAGAAAUACAGCGAUAUGAUUGUCGAAUCCUGCGGUUGUCACUGAGCCUGAACAGAUCUUUAAAAUGGCAACGUAAAGACACUUGAACUAUGAAAAAGGCAAUGUUUUGUCAGUUAAUUCUAUCGGGAAGGAAUAUUUUCACACACAGUCAUGUCAGAGAAAACUGCCAUUGGAUUAUUACAGUUCGUAAUCAAAGUCGACUGUGCUAAGGAAAACUUUGCUAAAUAAUUGGAGGGGAAAGCAGAGCAACUGUCUGUAGUCACCUCACCAACCAUCAAGACAACUUAAAAUUAUUAUCCAACUUAUCUUCAUCCGGCUUGUCGAGGGUUGACAUGAUUGACGAUAUCGAACAUAAGAGCGACCUCUAUCGUCAACGAAUGUUGGUGGAAUGAUUUGGUUAGCGAGCUGGACUGUUGUACAUGUAUAUCGGCGUAUAUCAAAUCAAAUCAACUCAAACAUAGACGAACGAGAAAAGAAUACAUUUCAUGCUUCGUCAUAAAUGUUCAUUAAUUUCAAAGUGAUUUCUGUACUCCAGGCGUAUCUUGCAAUAAUUCAAACAAUGUUUUAUCCUUUUCUCAGUGAAUGUGUUAUUCAUGAAAGUGAUGGAGCGGUGAUUGCUUUUCGAGGCACCAUUAAUUAUUUUCAUUAUAGGUUUCAUCAGUGUCAAGCUGUCAGUCAAAGAUUCAAUAAAUGUCUUUGUUUUUUUUUUAAUUUGGAACUGCUGAACAAGCAUUGUUACUAUGGAAACUAUAGUCAAUACCUGUCAACACCGUAUG
This is a messenger RNA of Lytechinus variegatus (green sea urchin), 1891 nucleotides long. Its product is annotated as bone morphogenetic protein 3-like. Lineage: Eukaryota; Metazoa; Echinodermata; Echinoidea; Temnopleuroida; Toxopneustidae. Gene Ontology annotation, cellular component: extracellular region. The transcript has 2 exons. Gene Ontology annotation, molecular function: growth factor activity; cytokine activity. The coding region runs from base 36 to 1160 and encodes 374 amino acids. Gene Ontology annotation, biological process: SMAD protein signal transduction; BMP signaling pathway. The record is from RefSeq and is a predicted model, not a curated record.